Meloidogyne enterolobii is the source of this 276-nucleotide messenger RNA. The record is from the annotation of a GenBank genome assembly. Lineage: Eukaryota; Metazoa; Nematoda; Chromadorea; Rhabditida; Meloidogynidae.
GCUUUGUUGAUGUGUUCGAAGUGUAUGGGCAACAAUAGUUGGAAAAAUGAUGAAACGGGUGAUUGCAAGUUAUGUGGUGUAGGACUAACCCGAAUGAAAAGCUGGACAGCAGCAUUUUAUAAAAAUCCUUUGCGUGAAUUUCUGGAAUGGUUAAUUAAUGGAUUAGGGUAUGAUCGAACGUUAAGAACUUAUGCCAUCUCACACUAUGGAGGGUUUGCUUACUUAUAUUAUUUUAUUAGAAAUUUUUUAGUCGCUAUGAUAUGCAUCUGCUAUUAG